AUGAUGACGGACAAGAGUUGGGAAAAGUUUCCCGGGCACCUUGCUCCAGCAACUAUCUUUACAGCCUUUGGCUUGUAUGCACUUUUCAAGACCUUGCAGAUGACCAAACGGCUUCCUCCUGGUCGAACGUUCACAGAUGUUCAUCUUCCCCUGCAGGACAAGGGCAUCAUUCGCUCUAUUGGAAUCUGGGUCAUGGUAUUGACUGUUGCAGGGGCCAUUUACCAUUCUCUUGGGGAAGGAAUUGACACCAGCAUCCGUCUACACAUGGCCCUGUAUUCUUGUUUCUUUAUGGUUGGCUUGAUUGCCUACUUGGAAUCUAAGGAAUUCCUUUCUCCUGAUUCUGGACGCACGGCUUUGGCACUAGCUCUUUGCUUGGCCUUUUUUGUUUGGCGGGCUCAUGGUAUGUCAAUGGCAUCUAGCCUUGACCAAUCAGUGCACGUUUAUCUGGGACACAUCAAUCUAGCAGAUGGUUUGGCAUUUGGGUAUUCGGUCAUGCAAACUGACAGUAUCAUUGCACACAUUAGCUCUUGGGCCCUCCUUGUCCUUCAAGGCUUCUGGCUUUAUCUUAUUGCCUUUUAUCUGUGCUGCUUCGAGCUCGAUGAACUCAUGAUAGAGGCACACCUGGUGAUCAUGGUAGUGGCACUGGUCAUUGUCAUUGCUGUUGUGAUUGCUUCUGCUGAUCUCCCCCAAGUCAAAGCCAAUUGGUCAAAGCUCCAGCUUCAGGAUGGUCGAGGCGAGUAUCAUGUACUUACCAAGUCUUCCGCACAGGUAGAAGCUCAUGACGUCGUACAUGCUGACACUGAUACCGACGGAUCAUCUCAGGAUUCUCUUGGUGCUGCUGAGCAUCCGUGCUAG
Messenger RNA from Seminavis robusta, 855 nucleotides. The record is from the annotation of a GenBank genome assembly. NCBI's taxonomy places the organism in Eukaryota, Bacillariophyta, Bacillariophyceae, Naviculales, Naviculaceae.